Messenger RNA from Schistocerca piceifrons (Central American locust), 1122 nucleotides. Its product is annotated as probable enoyl-CoA hydratase echA8. The transcript has 6 exons. The record is from RefSeq and is a predicted model, not a curated record. The coding region runs from base 113 to 1027 and encodes 304 amino acids. NCBI's taxonomy places the organism in Eukaryota, Metazoa, Arthropoda, Insecta, Orthoptera, Acrididae. Gene Ontology annotation, molecular function: catalytic activity.
AUUAAAAUCUCCAAUGGAAGAUCUCUGGUGUCUAUGUGAAUGUUUCUAAAUAAAAGUGCUUGUGUUGAAUUUUGUGGUUAGGGGUCGUGUUGGGUACAUGGUAGGCGAUUAAAUGGCUUACUCUCGGAAACUUAUUGUCAGUUGCCUACGAAAACAGUUGUCGAGGAAAAACUACCAAUACUUACAGAAAAAGGCGUAUUCAACGGCAGAUGUAAAUGCAAAGGAUGAUGAAAUAUUGGUGGACAAAGUAUUUGAUGUAACCACUAUUGGUAUCAAUAGACCAAACAAGAGAAACUGUGUAAACCCUGAAGUUGCAAGAAAACUCCGAGCAGCUGUUACAAAUUUUGAAGAUGACCCUUCUUCCUCAGUUGCUGUUUUGUAUGGUACUGGAGGCAACUUCUGUUCUGGAUUUGAUCUGGAAACUUUGGCAGAAGUGAAGAGUUUUGAGAAUUUACGCAAGGAAAUUGCAGCAGGAGGAAUGGGAUUAACAAGAAGGAUUACAAAGAAACCUCUAAUAGCUGCUGUCAGUGGCUAUGCUGUAGCUGGUGGUUUUGAACUUGCAUUACUGUGUGAUCUUAGGGUUGUUGAAGAAACAGCAGUCAUGGGAGUAUUCUGUCGACGAUUUGGUGUACCACUUGUAGAUGGUGGCACUGUCCGCCUACAAGCAAUGGUUGGCCUGUCACGAGCACUGGAUUUGAUUCUAACAGGACGACCAAUUAAAGCCAAAGAAGCCUUUGAGUGGGGUCUUGCAAAUCGAGUGGUUGCCUGUGGAACAGCCCUGAGUCAAGCAGUCCAGCUUGCUUCGUCUUUAGUGAAGUUCCCACAAGCAUGUAUGUUAGCAGACAGGGAUUCAGUUUAUAACAGUGCCUUCAAUGCAAAAACCUUUGCUGAAGGAAUGGAGUAUGAAAAGAAUAGUGCAUCUGAUGAAGUCAUAGCUGAGGCUGUUAAAGGAGCAAGAAGGUUCCUCUCUGGCACUGGAAAGCAUGGGACAACUCAAAACUCGACAGAAGAUUUUUCACCACAAUGACACUAGUUUUACUUUAAAUAUCAUAUGUAUAAUACUUGACUCUAUAAUGACACUUGGUAAUGUUUCAUGAAAUAAAUUUUAUUUUAUCAAAAAUA